This is a messenger RNA of Staurois parvus, 257 nucleotides long. The record is from the annotation of a GenBank genome assembly. NCBI's taxonomy places the organism in Eukaryota, Metazoa, Chordata, Amphibia, Anura, Ranidae.
GGCACUGAUAUGCAGCAAUGAUGGGCACUGAUAGGCAGCACUAAUGGUCAUUCUAGUACAUAAUGUGUGGGAUCCUUGGCAGGGGCGGACUGACAACUCAUGGGGCCCCCUGGGCAAUAAGUGAUCAUGGGGCCCCUGUGUCCUUGCCCAAACUCAAAAAAGCCUAUGAAAAAGGUACCAGGGGCAUCUCAUGGGGCCCCCUACUGACCCCGGGCCCUCAGGCAGUGCCCGAGUUUCCAAAUGGUCAGCCCGCCCCU